UUAUUUUGUUAACACGACCGGAAGUCUUUAUCAUGUCAACAAGUUGUGAGUGAGAGAAUAUUAUUUGGACGUAAGAGCGGAUUUGUCCCGUUUCGCCGGCUGCAGGUGAGUAAAUGUGGCCGUGAGGAAGUGACCAGCGGCUUACAGUCAUGAACGGAAGCUGUAAUGCGGCGCUGGAUAAAGAGGAACAUGUUUUAAAGCUGGGAGAGAGCUUCGAGAAAAGAGCCAAGUCCUCGUUCCACACCAUCCGCUAUGAUUUUAAGCCGGCGUCCAUCGACACGUCGUGUGAAGGAGAGCUGCAGGUGGGGAAAGGAGACGAGGUCACCAUUACUCUCCCACACAUCCCAGGUUCGACUCCUCCCAUGACGGUGUUUAAAGGCAACAAGCGGCCGUAUCAGAAGGACUGCGUGCUCAUCAUCAACCACGACACGGGCGAGUUCGUGCUGGAAAAGCUGAGCAGCAGCAUUCAGGUCAAGAAGACCAGAGCCGAGGGCAGCAGUAAGAUCCAGGCUCGGAUCGAGCAGCAGUCAGUGAGAGCCAGUCAGCCCGCGUCUCAGUUCCGAACUCCCACCAAACCCAGCGCCGGGGUCAAGACGUCCCCCAGUAAGGACAACCCGUCCCCCGAACCCCAGCUGGACGACAUCAAGAGAGAGCUGCGGGCGGAGGUGGAGAUCAUUGAGCAGAUGAGCAGCAGUGGCAGCAGCAGCUCCUCAGACUCGGGUAGUUGUUCUGGUAGCGGAGACGACGACAGCUCGAGCAGCGACGGAGAGCAGGAGAGUGCCAACCUCCAUCUGUCGCCCAGCCGAGAGGCUGUGAGCAACGGCACGGAGAAACCCCAGGGCAACAACCAGCUAAUGAACACGCUGAGAAACGAUCUGCAGCUGAGUGAAUCAGGCAGCGACAGCGACGGCGAUUAAGGUCCUCCCAUCGUCCCUCGUUCAGCACUGCUCUCUUUCUGAUAUUCCAUUGACAUCGUGACAAGCUGUUUCUCCUACGUUACGUUUUAACAUAAGCUGCCUGUGCUUUUACGGUUUUGUCUUUGCUAUGAGAUAUAUACAUAAUGUAUAUUUAACUUCAUCAGAGCAGAAAGUCUAGUUUGUAUUUUUUAUUAGAUUAUUUUUAUUUUUGUUAAAGUGUAUUCUAAGGAUUGUUACCGGAUUUUACCGGAUAGGAUCGGGAAUCACCAGGGAUCUCCUGAUACGAUAUUAUCACGAGCCGAUUUUAUGGCAACUUUAUUUUCAGAGUUUUUUUUUUUUACAAUUUUAAACAAACUUAGCAACUUAUAUAACACAAGAAGCUGUGCUGCCUGCAUAUGUUUGAAUAGUUUCGAUGGCAUCACCUGGAGGAUUAUACAAGGACUGCAACGUUUAGCCAUAUUUAAUAUAGAGUUUGGCUUUGUUUUGGUAACGUAUUGUAUGUCACCAAAAUGGGUGGAGCCUCAAGUAGCCAUAUAAUUACUAGCAUGUCACUUCAUUUCUUCAGCUCAGUGUAGUGCUUAGCAUUAAAUAAAUAUACUGGAACCUCAGCAUGCAAAGGCCCUCCCUUUAGAAUUUUUGCCUUAAAAAUGUUAAUUUUGCAAGAAAUUUUACUCUGCAUUUUGGGUGGCUGAAACAGAUUAGAUUAUUUCUUAAGGGAAAUUUCCCAUCGCAUUUUGAAUUUUCUCCUCAAGAACUUGCCUUCAGAAUGCAUUAAAUUCGUAUGCUGAGAUUCCGCCAUAAUCCAUUUAGUGUGUUAUGUAUUUGUCGUACUAUCACGAUCAGUGACGAUUGACGAUGUUGGACUAAGCCCUGUGUCUGUGAAUGCAGAAACAACAGCACAUUCAGGAUCCUGUACAGCUUUUGUAACACGAUUACUGUUAUCAGCUGGAUUAUUCUCCACAAGGGGGCAGUAUUCAUAGGCUACAUGUCCACUGUACGCAAGUACCUCACAAAGAGGGGCAGAUAAACUGGUAAAAUAUAUAAAAAUGCACGACGGAUUGUGGUAUAACGGAGAAGCUAUUAUAGCGUAAUAGCGAUAAGUAUCUUUACGCAACUGCGUACAUUCACAUUGUGCUGCUUACAGUACAUCUGUAACUUCCAUUAAUAUUAAAUUCAGAAUGUUUUUUGACAUGUUACCUCAAAUAAUAAGUAAAUUUAUUAGAAACAGAGUGUUUUCAGGUUUCUUGACGUCCUGCGUUGUAAACAAACACGCCCUUAAAGCAGCGUUGAUGUUCAUGUCGUGUGCAGUGGACAUCUAGUCUUGGGUUUCCUUAGAUUGCAUAUAAAUGCAACUUGUGCAAGUAAAGUUUGAAUGUUUUUUUCUGUUUGCUUUGCUGUCAUUUUCUGACUUUGCCAUGCUGUGAAUUUACCGUCUGUCACGAUGCGGCUUGACUGUUUAUCCACAUUUUAUCUGAAUGAAUGACUGUGGCUUUCUCUGUAUAAAUAAAGAAAGAAAUUGUUCAGAUGAAAUAGUGAAACUGUAUAAAGGACUUUAGCCUUAAUUGUAGCUAAGUGUAAAGGUUUUAGCUUAAAAGCUGAGAAGAAACAUGGACUCGAAAAGAGUCAAGAUCAGUAUUUUGGAAUAUAAAUGCUUUUUUGCUCUUUGAGUCAUCUUCAACUGGAAAGUUUCCUUUUUCCGUGCCUGUGUAAUAAAGAGCCGUUUUCUGCAAUA
Clarias gariepinus (North African catfish) is the source of this 2649-nucleotide messenger RNA. It is a transcript of the gene eaf1, whose product is annotated as ELL associated factor 1. The coding region runs from base 150 to 917 and encodes 255 amino acids. Gene Ontology annotation, cellular component: super elongation complex. Gene Ontology annotation, molecular function: transcription elongation factor activity. The transcript has 6 exons. The record is from RefSeq and is a predicted model, not a curated record. Gene Ontology annotation, biological process: regulation of transcription elongation by RNA polymerase II; positive regulation of DNA-templated transcription. Lineage: Eukaryota; Metazoa; Chordata; Actinopteri; Siluriformes; Clariidae.